UGAUGAUUGAUCGAAUGCCAAACGGACGAGUAAAGAAAUGACAGUACUAUGUAUAAAGGACUUUGGGUCUCCCAUCACCUGCUCCCCUUUCGCCUCUCCAUCAUUUCUUGGAUGCACACUGUGAUACCCAGCUUGCUUGUCUUCCUGCCUCUCUUGAUUUCUACUCAUCUGUUAGUCGUCUUACCUCUUACCUACGGAUAGAACCACAAGGCCUCUGAAUUCCCUACAGCCGCACGUCAUCUGUCAUUCCACUAGCAGUCAUGUCAGCAGCGGCAGCGAUUGCGCAACCGCCAUCGGCGACAACAAUACCUCAAAUCGGUGAUACGAGCCCCCGCCCCAGCGAGACCUCAGAUGACGUCUCAACGUUGAAGCCCACCAGUCAGGCAUCGUGGAAAAAGAAGCAUGGCCUGCAUCUUGGCCGCAGCAACAGCGAUCACAGCAACAACAGCGCGAAACAUGAUAUCAACCGCACAGCAUCGCCUAAGCGGUCUAAGACGUUCUGGAAGUCAUUCAAGUACCUCCUCGACUUGACGCCAAAACAAGUCGACGAUUUCAUGGCAUCUUAUGUCAUUUACAGCCUUGACUGGGCAGAUGAGGAGCAAAUGCUCAAGACGCUCGGCCCGGAUUACAAGGCCAAAGUCGGCGACUGUCUGCAAGCUUACUACGGAGUCCUGAAUCACCUCUGCGCGCUGGGCGACGUGGAGAAGAUGUACAUCCCUCCCUUGAUGGACAAGAAGGCGUCCGUUCUCGAUAACCAGAUGCUGUACGAGGAGUCGAUCGCCCAGGACAUUGAUCUGAAACCGGGAGACAGGGUCCUGGACCUCGGAUGCGGCCGUGGAAGAGUCGCGGCCCACAUAGCGGCUGUCACCGGCGCCGUGGUCACCGGUCUAAACAUCGACCCGAACCAGAUCGCCCAGGCCAGGGAGUUCACCGAGCAGAUGGGUCUGCAAAACAGCUUCACGAUUCAGGACAUGAACGAGCUGCCGCUGCCCUUCAAGGACAACUCCUUUGACGCAUUCUACCAGAUCCAGGCGCUCAGCCUGUGUAAAGACCUCCCGAAAUUAUUCAGCGAGCUGCGCCGCGUCCUGAAGCCCGGCGCCAAGAUUUCGUUGCUGGAUUGGGUAAGUCUGCCGGCGUACGAUGCGACGAACCCGGAGCACGCGGAGUUGAUGCGGCGGACAAAGCCAUUGAUCGGAGCUGUGGGGACACCGACGCCCGAAACUUUUGAAAAAGCCUUGAAAGAUGCUGGUUUCGCCAUUUUGAAGUCGGACAACGCGAGCAUAGAUGGGCUACAGGCGCCACUCAUCGACAAGGCCGACGUCUACUUUCGCAGUUUGCGACAGGUUAUUCUUGGUCUGGUCAAGGUUCACUUGCUGCCGCCCCACUUCAAGACGCUCAUCAACCGGCUUUGUCUGGAUGGGCAGGCCUUUGUCAAGAUGGAUACCAUGCGGUUGGUGACGACGAGUUAUAGGAUCAUUGCGCAGAAGCAGUGAUUGUUGUUGAGGCUCUUGGGGAGUCGGAAUAUUCAUUCAAAUGGCAUGGCAUUGAUUUUAGUGCCAUUUGGCAGCGUGGCGAAGGGCGGGCCCACGCUCUCAAUGGUCAUCUCGAAAACGUAACAUACAUGCUUUUGAAACUUAAUUGCUGGAUCCAUAGUAGACCAUAGAUUAUGAGAAAUCGUAACGAU
Molecule: messenger RNA, 1684 nt
Organism: Colletotrichum scovillei
Lineage: Eukaryota; Fungi; Ascomycota; Sordariomycetes; Glomerellales; Glomerellaceae
Product: methyltransferase domain-containing protein
Exons: 1
Coding region: 261-1493 (410 amino acids)
Biological process (GO): ergosterol biosynthetic process
Cellular component (GO): endoplasmic reticulum
Molecular function (GO): sterol 24-C-methyltransferase activity
Source: RefSeq, a predicted model, not a curated record